AUGUGUGGAAGAUACGCACUUGCUAUGCGGCCCUCGCAGUACCGCAGGUAUCUCGAGGAUAGGGACAUGCCCGUUUGGGAUGCUCCCGGAGAUGAUGCCGGUGACUCUCCUCGCCAGUCAUACAACUUCGCGCCCGGCAGCUAUGGCAUGGUGUACCGGGCUGAUGUUCCUGACCGCGGAGCCCGGCCUGGUGGGUCAUCUGACGGAGCCGAGCCCUCGGAAGUGUCGAAAGACGCGGAGCCCUCCGAAAGCCUAGAGGCCGCGGUAGCCCCUUCUGAGACUGAGCAGGAGAGUGAAGACCAUGAUUGGGUUGAUGUCGGCACGGAAACCGAACAUGGUACUCCCAAGAAAACGAAGAAAACUCCUUCCACCAAGGAUAUUUCCUCACCAACGAAGCCUACCCACGACAGCUCAAGGUACAAGCUUCAGGCAAUGCGCUGGGGCCUCAUUCCUUUCUGGACGAAGCGUAACCCUGGCUACGCCUCUGUCAUGAAGACCAUUAAUUGCCGCUCCGACUCUCUCAGUCGGUCUGGAGGGAUGUGGACUACGAUGAAGAUGCGGAAGCGGUGCGUUGUUGUGGCUGAUGGCUUUUAUGAGUGGCUCAAGGUGGGACCGAAGGAGAAGAUACCGCAUUACAUCAAGCGGAAAGACGGCGGGCCGAUGUUAUUUGCAGGUCUUUGGGACUGCGUCACCUAUGAAGACUCGGGAGAAAAAAUAUACACUUAUACAAUCAUCACCGUUGACGCCAACCCAGCAGUCCGAUUCAUCCACGACCGGAUGCCCGCCAUCCUUGAGCCCGGCUCCCCAGAACUCAAGGCUUGGCUCGACCCAUCACGAUGCACGUGGACGCGAGAGCUGCAAGACGCACUCCGACCCACUACCACCGAACUCGAAGUCUACCCCGUUCCCAAGGAGGUCGGCAAGGUUGGCAACGAUUCACCGAGUUUCGUGAUUCCCGUGUCCAGCAAGGAGAAUAAAGGCAAUAUUGCCAAUUUUUUCGCCAAGGCCGGGACGAAGAAAGAGGAAGGAGCCCAGGUGAAGAAGGAAGCCUCCAGCACAUCCCAAAGUCACGACGUGAAGAAAGAUGUGCACGCUGUGGCCCACAAGAGGGAGGCUUCCCCGGCGUCGCCCGCUGUGGCGCCUCCAGCCAAGGUUUCCGUCAAGGAAUCGCCGCGGAAGGCCAAGAUCAGUGCGACGAGUAACCGCAAGGGAAGUCCGACGAAGAAGAGUGAGAGUCAAGCGGGACCCGGGAAGAUUACGAAGUUUUUCACCAAGACUUCUUGA
Molecule: messenger RNA, 1284 nt
Organism: Scedosporium apiospermum
Lineage: Eukaryota; Fungi; Ascomycota; Sordariomycetes; Microascales; Microascaceae
Exons: 3
Coding region: 1-1284 (427 amino acids)
Biological process (GO): DNA damage response
Molecular function (GO): single-stranded DNA binding
Source: RefSeq, a predicted model, not a curated record